Molecule: messenger RNA, 2354 nt
Organism: Dreissena polymorpha
Lineage: Eukaryota; Metazoa; Mollusca; Bivalvia; Myida; Dreissenidae
Exons: 2
Coding region: 576-2273 (565 amino acids)
Molecular function (GO): zinc ion binding
Source: RefSeq, a predicted model, not a curated record
GUAUAAUCAAAAUUGACGGUAGGCAUCGGUGCGCUGUGUUGAAAAGAGCGGGUGGGGUAAUGUAAAUACAUUACAUAUCGGUAGUUAAUACAUUGAAGUGUUAAAUUUAUGUUUGAAACAGCGUAAAAAUAUUUAAUAAGUGAACUUUAACAAUAAUAUGAAUGUUUACCACCAUAAAUCAAUCAAUCAUUAUUUUAAAGUAAUCCCAUCAACACACAGGAUGAAGUGCAUUCAUACCACUAAGCCUCUUAGGUUGAGUCAGUGCAACUGUAAAUGCUGUAACAGGACUAUUUCAGUGUCCGAAAGUAUUUGAUAAGUUGCAUGUGUGUUUAAAAUCUAGAUAGAACAUAUAAUAGUGUCACACAGCAAUUAGUCACUGUCAGUGUGUUACAAUGAUAUUACCAGUGUAAUGGCAGAGGUAGUGUUCACCCAUCAAGUGCCAAAGGUUACCAAUUUGAUUCUCUGUCAAGACAAGCCAUAGUCAAGUAAAAAAUAGUAUUGUAUGUAUUUGUCUGAAAACAAAUGAGCCAGAGUGUGGAGUCGCAUAAAUUGUUAUUCUUUUUGCAGGAUCUAAAAUGUCGAAGAAACGUAAGCUCGGGGACGGCUCUACUAAAGAUGUUCAGCUGUAUUGUCUGUGCCGACAGAAGAAUGACGAGAAUGAAAUGAUGGUUGAAUGUGACUUCUGCGAUGGUUGGUUUCACCCACGUUGUGUUGACAUGGAUGAAGACGAGGCUGGUUAUUUGUCUUCAUGGAACUGCCCUGGUUGUAUAGAGAUCAUGAAUGAAAAUCCAACAUUGACUCGCAAAGCUUUACUGGCUUUCCAAGGAAGAAUUGCCCCAAAGAACGGCUGGGGUCAAGAUUUCUAUGUCACCGAUAUCGACGAGAAGGUCUUGGAUGAGAAAGUCAAGACAAAACGACAUAGAAUUGAGGGAUACAACCUUUUUCGAGAAGGCAAAGUAUCAAAACUAAGUUGCGUGAAAUCCGAAUCCGGAAAAUAUAUAUAUUUUAAGGGUGUCGCUGUCCCUUCUAUGAAGGAUAAGGACUACCAUGUCCAUUUGUGUCUGAAAAAUGGUGGUACCUCCAUGAAGUGGGCAACUUGCACCUGUCCUGCUGGUAAUGAUGGACAGUGCAAACAUGUUGUGGCCAUUGUGUACUUGAUAAUUGACCUCCAUAGACAAGGAGUGGAGAAAAUUCCAGACAUCCAAACUUGUACAGAUAAAUUACAAAUGUGGCAUGUGCGAAAACCCAUUUCUGACGAACCACUUUUGUUUAGUGACAUUAACUUUGUGAAACAUGACCCUUUCAAAGUGGCAAAGAGAGAAUUGUGUUCUACAGUGAAAUAUCACAAUCCUGUACCGCACUUUGCAAAAGCUGUGUCAAGUACACAGAUUGAAAAACUUGUUAAAUUGUAUGACACUGGUGGGCUGAAAUUGCCAGUUAUAGAAACAUUAAGGAGCAACAACUGUGAGCCAGUGUUACCAAAAGCCCAAAGUGAUGCAAGUGACUUGAAUGACAUGCUCUUUGAGCGAUUACAAGAAACAACCAGUACCUUCAGCAAAACUUGCCAUGAAUUCAGCGAAAAUGAGAAGACAUUCUAUGAAGGACUUAUCACCUGUGACAUUAAGAUGUCUAAAAACAUUGAAAAACAAACACGGAUGCAAAGCAAAAAUGCUAAGUGGUUUUCUGAGCGCGAGUACAGAAUAACAUCUUCUACAUUUGGAACAUUUUGUAGAAUGAAGUCAACAACUGAUCCAUGUAAAACAUUUGACCAAAAAAAGGUGCACUUCACAAGUCGCAGUGUAAAACAUGGGAUCAUGUAUGAGAAUGUUGCGUUUGCUAAAUAUGCACAACAGACAAAUGUUACAGACAGUGCUGUAGGUCUGGUAGUGAAUCCAAACAUUCCAUUUCUUGGUGCAAGUCCUGACCGAAUAGUUCUGACAGAAGAUAGGGUCAUGAAGUUGGUAGAAGUGAAAUGUCCAUACAGUUUGUUUGAUAGAAAAACUUCAAUCCAGAAACAGAUAAAUAAUAGAUCAUUCUAUUUGAAAAAAGACAAUGACAGAGUCAAGCUACAUGAAAAGCAUGACUAUUACUUUCAGAUUCAAGGACAGUUAAAUAUUUGUGGUAUCGAAACAUGUGACCUGGUUGUGUUUGUUCCCCCUGAUGACAUUAUGAUAGUUUGUGUGGAAAGGGACCAACACUUCUUCAACAGUGUCAUGUUGCCUAAGCUGUCAGACAUAUGGUUCAACAAGUUACUGCCACACUUUGUUUCUUAAUGCUUUCUGUAGUGUCAGUCUAUGUUAUUAGAUGCAUUCCUUUUAUAUUAGUGUAUUAUUUGAGUCGUGUUACAGGAAAAG